AUGUGGGGCCUGGUGAGGCUCCUGCUGGCCUGGCUGGGUGGCUGGGGCUGCAUGGGGCGCCUGGCGGCCCCAGCCCGGGCCUGGGAAGGGGCCCGGCGGGGCCCGGGACCAGCCCUGCUGCGGACCCGAAGGAGCUGGGUGUGGAACCAGUUCUUUGUCAUCGAGGAAUAUGCCGGUCCGGAGCCCGUCCUCAUUGGCAAGCUGCACUCGGAUGUGGAUCGGGGCGAGGGCCGCACCAAGUACCUGCUGACCGGGGAGGGGGCAGGCACCGUGUUUGUGAUUGACGAGGCCACAGGCAACAUCCACGUCACCAAGAGCUUGGACCGGGAGGAGAAGGCCCAGUAUGUGCUACUGGCCCAAGCCGUGGACCGCGCCUCCAACCGUCCCCUGGAGCCCCCGUCAGAAUUCAUCAUCAAAGUGCAAGACAUCAACGACAAUCCCCCCGUUUUCCCCCUCGGGCCCUACCACGCCACAGUUCCUGAGAUGUCUAACGUCGGGACAUCAGUCAUCCAGGUGACCGCUCACGACGCCGAUGACCCCAGUUAUGGGAACAGCGCCAAGCUGGUGUACACUGUGCUGGAUGGACUGCCUUUCUUCUCCGUGGACCCCCAGACUGGCGUCGUGCGUACCGCCAUCCCCAACAUGGACCGAGAGACGCAGGAGGAGUUCUUGGUGGUGAUUCAGGCCAAGGACAUGGGCGGCCACAUGGGGGGGCUGUCGGGCAGCACCACAGUGACAGUCACCCUCAGCGAUGUCAACGACAAUCCCCCCAAGUUCCCGCAGAGCCUGUACCAGUUCUCGGUGGUGGAGACAGCUGGGCCGGGCACCCUGGUGGGCCGGCUUCGGGCCCAGGACCCAGACCUGGGGGACAACGCCCUCAUGGCAUACAGCAUCCUAGAUGGGGAGGGGUCCGAGGCCUUCAGCAUCAGCACAGACGCCCAAGGUCGAGACGGGCUCCUCACUGUCCGAAAGUCCCUAGACUUUGAGACCCGCCACUCCUACUCCUUCCGUGUGGAGGCCACCAACACGCUCAUUGACCCAGCCUACCUGCGGCGAGGGCCCUUCAAGGAUGUGGCCUCGGUGCGCAUAGCUGUGCAGGAUGCCCCGGAGCCCCCCGCCUUCACCCAGGCAGCCUACCACCUGGUGGUGCCCGAGAACAAGGCUCCUGGGACCCUGGUGGGCCAGGUCUCAGCCACUGACCUGGACUCCCCCGCCAGCCUCAUCAGAUACUCCAUCCUCCCCCACUCGGAUGUGGAGCGCUGCUUCUCCAUCGAGCCUGAGGACGGCACCAUCCGCACAGCUGUGCCCCUGGACCGCGAGGCUCGAGUCUGGCACAACCUCACAGUGCUGGCCACAGAGCUUGAUAGCUCCGCACAGGCCUCCCGUGUACAAGUCGCCAUCCAGACCUUGGACGAGAAUGACAAUGCUCCCCAGCUGGCUGAGCCCUACGACACCUUCGUGUGUGAUUCCGCAGCCCCUGGCCAGCUGAUUCAGGUCAUCCGGGCUUUGGACAGAGAUGAAGCGGGCAACAGUAGCCGUGUCUCCCUUCAAGGUCCUCUGGGCCCCGAUGCCAACUUCACUGUCCGGGACAACCGAGACGGCUCCGCCAGCCUGCUGCUGCCCUCUCGUCCUGCUCCGCCCCGCCAGGCCCCCUACCUAGUUCCCAUAGAACUGUGGGACUGGGGGACCCCGGCACUGAGCAGCACUGCUACCGUGACCGUCAGCAUGUGCCGCUGCCGGCCUGAUGGCUCCGUGGCAUCCUGCCGGCCCGAGGCUCAGCUCUCACCCGCCGGGCUCAGCACCGGGGCCCUGCUCGCCAUCGUCACCUGUGUGGGCACCCUGCUUGCCCUGGUGGUGCUCUUCGUGGCCCUGCGGCGCCAAAAGCAGGAAGCACUGAUGGUGCUGGAGGAGGAGGACGUCAGGGAAAACAUCAUCACCUACGACGACGAGGGCGGCGGAGAGGAGGACACGGAGGCCUUUGACAUCAGCGCCCUUCAGAACCCCGACGGGGCCCUCCCGGGCCCCGGGCCUCCCGCGCGCCGGGACGUGCUUCCCCGGGCUCGGGCGCCGCGCCAGCCCCGGCCCCCCGGCCCCGGCCCCGGCCCCGCCGACGUGGCGCAGCUCCUGGCGCUGCGGCUCCGCGAGGCGGACGAGGACCCCGGCGUGCCGCCCUACGACUCGGUGCAGGUGUACGGCUACGAGGGCCGCGGUUCGUCCUGCGGCUCCCUCAGCUCCCUUGGCUCCGAGGCCGGCGGCGCCCCCGGCCCCGCGGAGCCGCUGGAUGACUGGGGGCCGCUCUUCCGCACCCUGGCCGAGCUGUACGGGGCCAAGGAGCCCCCGGCCCCCUGAGUGGGGCUGCCCUGCCGGCCCUGGUGGGGCAGCCCGCACCGGCCCUCUGAGUGAACCCCCGUGCCCAAGCAGGCGGCAGCAGCCCAGGGGCCCCAAGCCUUUUCCCCAUCCCUGUGUCCCUUGUCCCUGACCCGCCCCUCAGGCAACCCUCUCCUACCUCCCUCCUCCUGCGUCUUCUGUCUCUCUCCAGGGACCUCUGUCUCUGGAACUCUGUCUGGGUCUGGGUUGUGUGGCUCUGACUGAGUCUUCUGUUCUGUCACUGUGAUUCCACCUUCUCCCUCGCUCUGUUUUUGUCUCUGGAUUCUAAAUCUCACACGUGCUCUCUGUCUCCCUUGCCCCCACACACAUGCUCUGUGUCUGUCUCCUGCCACAUCUGCCCCGUUUCUCCCUGGGUCCCUGUGACUGGAUUUCUGUGUUUUGUCCAUCCCAAAAGCAAGAGAAACUUCCAGCCACUGCUGCCCAUCUUCCUGCAGGGGAUGUUCUGCCCCAGACCUUCCCGC
Messenger RNA from Eptesicus fuscus (big brown bat), 2849 nucleotides. It is a transcript of the gene CDH24, whose product is annotated as cadherin 24. NCBI's taxonomy places the organism in Eukaryota, Metazoa, Chordata, Mammalia, Chiroptera, Vespertilionidae. The coding region runs from base 1 to 2349 and encodes 782 amino acids. The record is from RefSeq and is a predicted model, not a curated record. Gene Ontology annotation, biological process: cell morphogenesis; homophilic cell-cell adhesion; multicellular organism development. Gene Ontology annotation, cellular component: catenin complex; adherens junction; plasma membrane. The transcript is spliced from 12 exons. Gene Ontology annotation, molecular function: calcium ion binding; cadherin binding.